AUGGCUUCUUGUAAACAUGCCGGAUGGCUUCGUGUCAUAGAGAACCGCGAUUUGAAAGAGCUCAUUAUAGAAAGAACCGAUCGAUUGGGUGCUCUGGUUCGCGAAAUGCCUGACCCAGACUCUCAACACCCGCAGGUUUGUCUCUUUUUGGGUACUUCAACAAAAGAUGAGGCCCUGCGGAACAUCUUUACUAGAAAUAACAUACGCCGUGGAGAUCGAGCAAAUGUCAACCUACGGGUUGAUACGGCGUCUUUGACGAGCGACAAUCCUGUGCUUUUUGCCGACAGCAACCCCUUCCAGAUUCCUUUUUCUGAAAAGGCUCACGUGUGGUGUCAUGAAACUACGUCUCAUUCUACAACAUGGCACACAACUGCAUCACGUGCCGUUGUCGAUGUUCUAUAUUCUAGACUCGUCUUCACCUUCAGUGAUGUCAUUUGCAUUUUUGCCGAUGACUUUCAAACAUUAGAAGCAAUCAUGUUGCGCUUAGUAGCGUGGGUUGAGGUUCAAAAUGCUUCUUCUUUGCCUUCCGAUACGCGUCCUAGACUACUCAUUGUUCUUUCUGAAGAUGGCAAGUUUAGUGAGGCUCGCAUAGAGGACUACCUGGCCUCAUCUAACAUUGGACGCCAACUUUCUUCAAGCUUUUCCACACUCAAGAUCUUUCAACUAGCAGGCAAAUAUCUUUCCCCAUCUACCCGCUAUCAACGGCUCCACGCGGAGAUUCGAUAUCACAUGGAAGAAUUGAGAGCGAUAAAAUCAAGCCUCAGGUGCCUCUUCUCCGCCACUCACCUUCUGCAUUUUUUCAACUCGGCAGUGAAGCACACAGCAUAUAACCCGGGGGAGGUAUUCGACUUUAUUAAGGUCGCAAGAGACGCGGAUCCAGUUAAAGAAGACCACCACGUAUAUCUGCAUAAGUUUCUCAAGCUCUGUGUUCACUUCAAAAUCCCAUACAACAUGGUCGCAGCAUUUGUUGCCUCAAGCAUUAUGGUCAAUGCAUACCCGAAAAGGAUGCAUCAUUGUCUCUUUGGCGAUGGUGGCGAAUUACUAGUGAAUAUCAAACCACCAACAGCUGGUGUGAGGCUUAUAGGCAUUGAUGGUGGUGGUGCGCGAGGUGUGACACCCCUUGAGUUCCUGGGUGAAUUACAGAAAUUACUUGGAGAAUGUCCAAUCCACGACAUGAUUGAUCUUGCACUCGGUACAAGCUCAGGUCGAUUGAAAGCGGUGGUCAAGUAUAUGACUAGCGAUGCAAUGUACGAUGAGCGAUUUCUGGAAGGUGCCCUUCAAGAGACUUUACCUGGACAGUUAUUUGGUUACGUCCCUGGCAUAGUAUCUGGAACAAAAGUGGCACUUACUGCGAUAUCUGGGGGAAAUGCACGGUCAAUAUUCACAAACUACAACGGCUCAGCACAACCGAUAGGGUAUACAGUGGUUAGACCUGAAGACAUCCAUGAUGAAGCUUCGCUAUGGCAAGCUGCUCGUGCAACAACCGCAGCGCCUAUUUUCUUUAAGCCUAUCACGUUGGCUGGUCAAGAGUUUUGGGAUGGUGGGCUUGGGUUUCCCAACCCUAUUGAGCUAGCAAUGUGGGAGUCUUCCCGUAUCUGGGAUAAAAAUGAGAAAGACCCACUCCAUACAGAGGCUAUGGACUUCUUUUAUGGACUUUCUUGA
Molecule: messenger RNA, 1662 nt
Organism: Penicillium griseofulvum
Lineage: Eukaryota; Fungi; Ascomycota; Eurotiomycetes; Eurotiales; Aspergillaceae
Product: patatin-like phospholipase family protein
Exons: 7
Coding region: 1-1662 (553 amino acids)
Biological process (GO): arachidonate metabolic process
Cellular component (GO): membrane
Source: RefSeq, a predicted model, not a curated record